AUGGGCUCUGGGUCUGUCAAAGCUGGAGGUAUGAGAGUGCCUAAAAAGCAUGAAUACGGACCUGUUGGGAAAAAUGCUAGAGCCCCAGGAAAAGACAAGACAAGUGCUAUUGACAAUUUUUCAAAACCUCAGAACGUGGGUGUCUUGGUAGCAGAAGCCCUGAGCAAAGUGAACCAUAAAAUUAAUGCAGCAGCAUUACAGGUGGCUCAACAAAAACCUCAGCCUGCCUUGGAGAAGUUCAUACUGCCUAAGAGAAUUUACAUUAUUCAACAGCCACGGAAAUGUUAA
Messenger RNA from Nestor notabilis (Kea), 288 nucleotides. It is a transcript of the gene DAPL1, whose product is annotated as death associated protein-like 1. The record is from RefSeq and is a predicted model, not a curated record. Lineage: Eukaryota; Metazoa; Chordata; Aves; Psittaciformes; Psittacidae. Bases 1 to 288 code for a protein of 95 amino acids. Gene Ontology annotation, biological process: apoptotic signaling pathway; negative regulation of autophagy; cellular response to amino acid starvation. The transcript is spliced from 4 exons. Gene Ontology annotation, molecular function: death domain binding.